AUGCCUCAAGAGAACGGAUAUCGUUCAACUCCAUCAUCAUCACAUUUACGUAAUAAUGUCAGUCAAAAUGAUAAUGAAACUGAUAAAAUUUCUACAAAUCGAGAAGUUAGAGAACGUGGAUAUUAUUCUGAAUUAGCAACAAUUAAUCCUGAUUCAAAAUUUGAAGUUGCUAGACAAGCACCUAUUGCACAUGAUGAUGUUUUACGUCAAACAUUUCGUUUAUCAAAUACAGCUCGAGCAAGUGUCUUCGAUUUACAAGGAAUCGAUGUUGCACAAUUAUUAGCUAAUAGUAGACAAGGUGAAGUUACUACAGAAUUUAAACGAAGUGAUGUCUAUUUGGAAAAAACUAUUGAACCAAAAGUAUUUAUGCCAUUUUAUACGGCACCAUAUACAUUACCAAGAAAAGUUGAAAUUGAACGACGAAAACGUCUUUAUCUUUCACUUGAUUUACCAACAUUACUUAAAGAACGAAAUAUUGAUACAAAUAAACUUAUGCCUAAACAUAUACCAGCUGAUAAAAUUGUUACAUUAAAUAUUCCAAAUGAAGAUCCAGCACCAUUUGAUCCAUUUUUACCAUUACAUUAUUUUGAUGAUACUGAUUAUGAAAUUUGGACACCAGAAUCAUGGCUUGCUUUAGGUCAUGAUUCAAUAACUGGUUUAAAUAAACCAUUACCUGGUAUUGCACUUUUACCUGAUGUACCAGCAUCUGAAAUUUAUGAUAUAAAAGAUAGUAAUUUACAUUUUAAUUGGAGAAAUGUUAGUAUUCAUGAUUAUGAUCCUGAAAAACAAUUAUGGCUUGUAACAACUGAUGAUAGAGAACAUAAUGUAUUUGAUAUGUAUCGACCAGCAAAACAAAGUCGUAAACAAACAGAAGCUAUUGAAGGAAAACGACAAACAUCAGAAAAUUCAGUUGCUAAUGGUCCUAGUAGUCAUCAUUCAAGUGGUAGUCAUGGUCGUUAUUGGGUACCACGUAUUCAAUUACAUUUUCUUGCUGAAGAUCCACGUAUAUUUGCUGAUCGUGUUGCUAAAGCUUAUCGUGAUCGAAAACGUAUUGAAGCUGAACUUCGUUCGGCAUUAUUUAUUGAUUGUAUGCCAAUUGAUGGUAUUGGUAAACUUGAUGAUGAACGUAUAAAACGAAUGAUUGAAUUAACGAAAACAAGUGCUAUAUCAAAAACAGUUAAAGAUGAAUAUGUAACACCAAUAGUUGAAGAAGUAAAUCUUGAUUAUGCUCGUACAAUGAAUUCAAUGAUAUUUGAAGAAGUUACUCAAUCAGAUCCAAUAUCAUUUGCAUUUAUAACAUUACCAAUAAAACAACGUCGAAUUAUACCACGCACUGGUUGUGUUGACAUACCUGAAUAUUCAUUUAAUGAAGUUUUUAAUCAAUUUAAAUUUAUUUCAUUAUUAACAUCAAAACCAGCUAUUGAUGCAUUAAAACUUGUUCGAACUGAAUGUGAUUAUGUUAUUAAUAAUUUAAGUUUAUUACAAAAAACUAUUCCAAAACAUGUUAAACUUGAUGAAUUUGAAAGUAUGCAAUUUAAUCAAACAUCAACAACACAUAUGUAUUUAACUGAUACAUGGAAAAAUAAUCUUCGACAAGGUAUUAAAACAAAAUUUAUUGAUGUUGGACGUGGAUGGUAUAAUAUAAAUGAAUCUGAUUUUCAUAUAUAUCAAGUAUCAAAAUUAAAGAAAUUUAUUGAACGUGUUAAAUUUAUGAUGCAAGAUACACUGCGAUUUCUUGUACAAGAUUCAUGUCAAAAUUAUGUUCGAAUGAUAACCGAUGCAUGUUCACCUGUUUUAAAUAUGAAAGAAGGUUUUAAAUGGCCACAAAAUGAUUUAAUUAAUAGUCCAUAUAAACCACCAAAAAAUCCAUUAUUUCAUUUGGAUAUAAUUAUUGAUCAAGUUGGUCCACGUUAUGUGACAUCAUAUGAAAGUUUUUCAAAUACUAUUCUGGGAGCAUUUGAUCGUGCUAUUACACAAACACAAGCUAUACCACAAAUUGAAAAAGAUAUAAUGGAAAAUAUUUUUUGGGGUGGUGAAAUGUUAAAAUUAGAAUCAGUUGCUUUACAAGAAAAUAAAGUUAUUGAAUGGAGAGAAACUUUACAAAAAGCUGUACAAGCUUCACUUAUACCAUUAAAAGCUUAUGCUGAAGCUUAUGAAUCUUAUGUACCAUUAAUGAAUCUUAAUACUGAUCAUUAUAUAAAAGAUUUUGAAAAAACAGAAAAAUCUAUUGAAGAAUAUCGAAAUGAAAUUUUAAUGCAUGUACGUGAAAAAGAUAAACUUGAAAAAAAUAUUCCUGUAUCAAUUGUUAUUGGUCCUUAUUAUAUAUUUGCACAAAAAUUACGUGAAGCUUUAUCAAAUAAAAGAAAAUUAUUAAUUGAAGCUUUAUUAUUAAGUCAAACACGAAAAGCGAGAACAAAAACAGAAGAAGUAUGA
Messenger RNA from Rotaria sordida, 2433 nucleotides. NCBI's taxonomy places the organism in Eukaryota, Metazoa, Rotifera, Eurotatoria, Philodinida, Philodinidae. The record is from the annotation of a GenBank genome assembly.